Messenger RNA from Penicillium verrucosum, 870 nucleotides. RefSeq lists its product as uncharacterized. Bases 1 to 870 code for a protein of 289 amino acids. The record is from RefSeq and is a predicted model, not a curated record. The transcript has a single exon. NCBI's taxonomy places the organism in Eukaryota, Fungi, Ascomycota, Eurotiomycetes, Eurotiales, Aspergillaceae.
AUGGAGUCACGACCUGAAGAGAUGCGCCGACCCGGGACCAACUCCGGGGUUGUUCCCGAGGGUAAGGAGGACGUCAUGAUCGGGUUUUCACAGGCACCACCCCGGACACGAUCCCCUUUGGCCCGAUCGCAUCUCCGCUCUCGAUCACUGGCUGGAAUCCCGGGCAUGCCGUCUAUGACGCGCGCUUAUUCCUCCCCGGGGCUGGACUCUCAGGGUCGUUAUAUCUUCGUCAAUGGUCGUGGGGCACCAAUCGACGCGAAAAGAUAUCCCCUGCAAAUGCGCCCUGACGAUUAUAUCGACCGCAUGGGCUCCCUCAAUAUCUCAGAAACCAUCUCCGAGAACGCAGAAUUAGAAACCAUUCCCAAAUCGCCUUCACAAUCAGCCUCUCCUAUCUUGAUGCCGCAGACUUUCCCCCGCAUCGGUCGCCUGCGUCCGACUUCACCCCUUCCUCUCCAGACCCCUAUCAGCCCCUCCUUGCAUUCAUCCCCCAUUCUGGGCUCCAAAUACAACGAAUCUUACCCCGGCCAGUCUGGCUCGGUUUCGUCCAUUUCCGUCCCCUCAACUCCGACCAGCCUUCGCUCCCGAAGCCCCAGCAUUUCAUCCCUGGAAACAAUCCCCGACAUCCCUGACGCUGAGAAUGAGGCUCUCGAAGAAGAACGCAUCGCACAGUUGAAGGCAGCGGCUGAUGCAGCCGACGCGGCAAAUACUGCCAACCGACGGCGUGGCGCAUCUGAUGUGCCCAGCUCAUUCACCACCAUGCGCGGGGGAUCAGGCGGAUAUGCAGUUCGAAGCGAUAAGCGCAAACGAUGGAGUGUCUGUGGUGCCGAGCGACGGCAGGAUCUCGACCUGGAGACCAUCUGGGAAGACUGA